Messenger RNA from Coprinopsis cinerea okayama7#130, 1833 nucleotides. RefSeq lists its product as hypothetical. NCBI's taxonomy places the organism in Eukaryota, Fungi, Basidiomycota, Agaricomycetes, Agaricales, Psathyrellaceae. Bases 1 to 1833 code for a protein of 610 amino acids. The record is from RefSeq and is a predicted model, not a curated record. Gene Ontology annotation, molecular function: medium-chain fatty acid-CoA ligase activity. The transcript is spliced from 5 exons. Gene Ontology annotation, biological process: fatty acid metabolic process.
AUGGCAAACCCGACCACUCUAGACGCCGUCCUCCUCUCCCGUGUAUUCUCCACUCCAGACCAUAGAGUUUUCUUCCGCCCCUUACAGAACACUGUCGACACUGAAAUCGAGCCCAUCACAUACGCCAUAUUUGACGCGCAUGUGAGCCGUUUGGCGAGCGCAUGGGCUCGUCUCACCAAGGAGGUGGAGGUGCCUGUCACCAAGAUUCCAAACGGCGAUGACAUGGUCCACGGCGACAAUACACCCGCGAGUCAUGGAGCCAGUGACGUCCAGACGCCCUCCUCCGACUCGGUCCCUUUGAUCACGCCCAGGUCAAUCGUGGGCGUCUACCUCCCUUCUGGCUACACGUUAUGUGUCGUGAUCUUCGCCCUCAUCCGCCUCGGUGCUAUUCCCUUCUGCCUCUCGCCGAGGAACUCGGACGAGGCUUUGAGGCAUUUGAUCACCAAGGGGAAUGUGUCCGCUGUCAUUGCUGCCAAUGACGCGGACGAGGGCUUGGCCGACAGGAUGCGCUCGGUGCUCAAGGAAGGUAGCCUGGAUGUACGGGUUAUCGACGUGGAAAGGAAAGAUGUUCAAGACAUACCCAGGGGACCUUACCCUUCUUAUCCACCGCUUCCCCAUGGUACAGUCAGAGGGCGAGACAUUGCCCUUCAGCAACAUACUUCAGGCUCUACAGCGUUCCCGAAGCCCGUACCCUUGUCCCAUGAGCUCUUGCUCAGAGCCCUCCAAGGCGGGACCUGGUGGGUCGAAGGGCUCAGCUCGCAAUCGAACAUCGUCACCGGCCAGCCUCCUAUGUUCCAUAUGUUCGGUUUGCUCGGUGGUUUGCUGGGUCCAAUCUACCGAGGCCACACCUUCGCGAUCCCACCACUCCCCGUCGACGAUGCGCUUGCAGGAGGGUUGGUACCCUCUCCCCGCACCCUGUACGAGUACGCCAAAAAGGUCAACGCCGUCGAGAUCUUCGGCGUCACCAGCGCGAUCGUUGGCGUCGCUCGCCUGGGUUCCAAAUCGGGUGGCUUCGAAGCUGGAGCGGAGGGAAUCGAGUACAUGAAAACCCUCCAACGUGUGGUCGUCGGAGGCGCGCCCAUUCCUCGCGAUAACGGCGACUGGAUCGUGUCGCAAGGUGUCCACCUCAUCGAAGGCGUUGGGAGUACGGAAGGCGGAUCUCUGAUGCACUCCAACCGCCCACGCGGAGACCCGAACUGGCAAGCCAUGCGUGUCUGCUGGAACGUCGCACACGAAAUGCGUCCCUUCGGGCUCGCACCGGGAACCGACAUCCCCCUGUACGAGCUCAUUUUGCAUUCGACAAAGGAAUGGGGACAGUUCCCAGGUGCAGACCCCGAGACUGGCAAAUACAACACGCGCGAUCUUUUCCAAGAGUGGCCGCACCCCGGGAGUGGUCGCUAUAGGCACUAUGGAAGGAGUGAUGAUGUGUUACUUCUCAGCAGUGGACAGAGCUGGAACCCGCGACCUAUGGAAUUGAAGAUCGAAGGAUCUCCUGCUGUCCGCCACGCUGUAGUAUUCGGCCAUGCGAAGCCAUAUCUUGGUGCCCUCAUCGAGCCCAAGGAUACCACUGCGAUCGACAAAGACGGCAUCUGGGCUGCCAUCGAGGAAGCCAACGCCAUCGCUCCCAGCAACGCCCGCAUCGCCAAAAGGAACGUUAUCCUCCGAACGGACGAGGGUGUGGCCUACCUGGAUCGCGAGAAUCCCAAGGGUGAAACCAACGCGUCCAAGGUGGUCAAGAAAAUCCCCAUUGCAGACAAAGGCACCCCCUUGCGACCGAAAACCUAUGCCCUGUUCAAGGAAGAGAUCGACGCUGUUUACGACGGCGUGGUUUGA